Laccaria bicolor S238N-H82 is the source of this 1050-nucleotide messenger RNA. RefSeq lists its product as uncharacterized. The coding region runs from base 1 to 1050 and encodes 349 amino acids. NCBI's taxonomy places the organism in Eukaryota, Fungi, Basidiomycota, Agaricomycetes, Agaricales, Hydnangiaceae. The record is from RefSeq and is a predicted model, not a curated record. The transcript is spliced from 18 exons.
AUGGCUGAAGUGCCCAUGGCACCCAAUGUGACACUCAUAUUUGGGCCAAUGCUUAUCGGGGUAUUCUUCAACAUGAUCCUCUACGGCAUAUUGAUCGUUCAGACCUAUCAUUAUUAUUUAUCGUAUAAGGGGGACGUCCAUUGGAUAAGAUGUCUCGUAAGCGAGGUUCUCUACCUGUUUGUCAUAGAGACCGUUAAUACUGGAUGCGACAUGGCGAUGAUGUAUCAAACGCUUAUCAAUAACUUUGGAAAGGCAGACACCACAAAGUUUUUCCCAACCUUAUUGGCCGCAGAACCAAUCACGAUAGUGCGUCCGUCUCGCGUGGGUCGCACGAUGGGAAUAACGAUACAGCUACAGGUUGUGAUCUCGACGCCAAUCCAACUCUUCUUUGCCUACCGCAUCCGACUCUUGUCUAAGAGCAACUUGCUUGGGGGUAUCAUUGCCUUCUUCGCGACUGUCUCUCUGGGGGGCGGAGCAUGGUCGACUGUCCGUAUCGUGAAGACCAAAGUAUUUGCUCACAAACCCGAACUCCAUUUGCCUGCGUUGGUUUGGCUCUUGUCGGCCGUUGUAUCGGACGUAAUGAUAACGGUGGUGCUUGUCAUAACGCUUAAUAAACGGAGAACUGGCUUCAUUGCUACCGACGACGCUAUCGCAAAAAUUAUUCGAAUGACUGUUCAGACAGGCCUGUUGACCUCUCUGUUUGCGAUUGGCGAUGUCAUUUUUUUCAUGACUCUUCCUCACACCGCCGUAAACUUUGUUUGGGAUUUAGCAUUAACGAAACUCUACUCCAAUUGUUUAUUAUCCACACUCAACACUCGCGCCGAACUCAAAGAAUCGUCGGGUCCCAGACAGCUGUCUUUGAGCGGCAACGUUGGAAUGGACAUGCGAGAAUUCAAUCUUCCGACGCAAGCCUCUCCGCCAUUCUAUGAACUCAAUACACCAAAAAGUUCCGAAGGGUAUCAAACUCGCACCCCAGACCUUGAAUACGGCAUUACAGUAACAACAGUCGUUGAGACAAAGGGAGAUACGAACUCGUCAUGUAGCGCAUAG